UGUCCGCUCUGACAGCUCGGUGCUGCGGUGACAGCUGCAGACGUGUCAUCGGCUCUCUCUAAUUGUAUGUUAAGCGUUUUAAUUUAAUACGGCAAAUGAAGCUUUCGUCAUUGGAACAAGAUGAUGUUUUGUCCUAUUUGACUUUUUUUUUUUCUUUGCUAGUUAGUCAGCUCCUUAGCUGACUAACUAGCUUUGCUGAACUAGCAGCUAAGCAGGACUAGCAGCAGGGAACCUCCCAGCACUGUGAUGGCUAGCAUUAGCCACUCUGUCUCACUGUGACAUCAGUUUGGUAACAUCCUAAUACUUCAUUUCUUUUUUUCCCAAACUUCCUUCAAAAAGAAGUGUACUGCCAGUCCUGUUCGGGCUUUCUGCGAUUAACCAGGGCUUCGUGCUUAGUCCCGUUUUCCUUACUGCAAAGCUAGCAUCACUUGUAGCGUGUUGCCUCUUGUUUACAUGUACACCGGUCACCUGGACUGCUCUCUGGGCAUGUGAUGGUUGUAACAAGAAAGGAUGAACUACAGAACAAGCGGGUUGUAAAUAUGGAAAUGGAACUUGGAGGUAGCUAACGCCGGCAUCUUUUCUCUGAGAAGAUGACCUGGAGUCUGAAGGAGGACAGCUGUGCCUGCUCCGCUGUUUGACUUUGUGUGGGCGCUGCACAGAGAACAGGAGUGAGUUUGUUCUUAUUAAAGUUUAUCCUGAUGCAAGACUACAUGAGGAGAACUGGAAAUAAACAGUGCUGGAAAAUGGGCUGUGCUUCGGCCACAAGGAUGAUGUUAAAGACGCUUCUGGUCGUCAGUCUUUUUGGCUGGACAAAAUGUCAAGAAGGCCAGAAUAUGACACCCGAGGAAAAGGUUGUAAUCAGGGACCAGAUUGUUGAAAUGUUUGAUCAUGCUUAUGGCAGUUACAUGAAAUAUGCCUACCCAGCUGAUGAGCUGAUGCCUCUAAGCUGCAGAGGGAGAGUGCGUGGCCAGGAGCCCAACAGAGGGGACAUUGAUGACUCCUUGGGGAAGUUUUCUCUCACUCUGAUUGACACCCUUGAUACCCUGGUGGUGUUAAACAAGCUUGAUGAGUUUGAGGAUGCAGUGAAGAAGACUAUGAGAGAUGUACGUCUCGACAAUGAUGUGGUGGUGUCAGUGUUUGAGACCAAUAUCAGAGUUUUAGGUGGGCUUUUAGGGGCUCAUGUCAUGAGUGACUUGCUACGGCAACGUGGGGAGAGGAUGCAGUGGUAUCGCGAUGAGCUCCUCCAUAUGGCCAAAGAGCUGGGCCAUCGAUUACUGCCCGCCUUUAACACCACAAGUGGCCUUCCCUAUCCGAAGGUGAAUCUGCGGUAUGGUGUCUUAAACCCACUUUCCCGGACAGGCACUGAGUCCGACACUUGCACAGCAUGCGCAGGAACGAUGAUCCUGGAGUUUGCUGCCCUAAGCAGACUGUCAGGAAACUCUGUGUUUGAGGAACACGCAAGGAAAGCUCUGGAUGUCCUCUGGGAGAGGAGACAGAGGGGAAGUGACUUGGUGGGGACUGUCAUCAAUAUCCACAAUGGAGAAUGGGUCCGGAGGGACAGUGGAGUUGGUGCUGGUAUUGAUUCAUACUAUGAAUACCUGAUGAAGGCCUACAUUCUUCUUGGAGACAAUGUGUUUCUGGAGAGGUUCAACGUUCACUACAGUGCCAUUAUGAAGUACAUUAGUCAGCCUCCCCUGCUGCUCAAUGUGCACAUGCACAACCCCACAGUGAGUGUACGGAGCUGGAUGGACUCUCUCCUGGCGUUCUUCCCUGGCUUGCAGGUUUUGAGAGGGGAUCUGAAACCAGCCAUUGAGACUCAUGAAAUGCUUUACCAAGUAACCAAACAGCACAAGUUCCUUCCAGAGGCUUUCACUACAGAGUUCAGAGUUCAUUGGGGUCAACACCUACUGAGACCAGAGUUUGCAGAAAGCACCUACUACCUCUAUAAGGCCACUGGUGAUCCCUACUACCUCAGAGUGGGACAGUCCAUAGUGGAAAAGCUCAAUGCCUAUGCCAGAGUGCCUUGUGGGUUUGCUGCUGUGCAAGAUGUCCGCACAGGGACACAUGAAGACAGGAUGGACUCGUUCUUUCUGGCUGAGAUGUUUAAAUACCUGUACCUGAUGUUUUCGGAGAAGAGCCAGCUGCCUAUUGAUAUUGACGACUACAUUUUCACUACAGAGGCUCACCUCCUGCCUAUAUCUCUCUCCACCACUCAGCCACCUUGUCAAGGCAACAAUACGGAGACUGUUCGUAUUUCUCAAGAAGAAGACCUGUUUACACACUCCUGUCCCAGCACUGAGACGUUAUUCCCUAACAACCCUUCAUUUGCCAAAACCAUCAGGGAUGGCUACAAGUACCUCACUGGGGUGGGACGGGCCUUCCACCCUUUACCCAUCAGGGAAAUUGAACUGCCACUCCAUGAUAAUGGCCUGGAGCCGGUGGAGUUCUUGAAAAGCAUGGGCAUUUCUCUCACACCUCUGAAUGAAGCCAGUACAGGAAACACUGGAAGGCGCAAGGAGCACAAAGGAGUUUACCGCAUAAAACUUGUAGCAGAAGUGAGCCAGGCACCAGAGGAGGAGGUGGUGGUGCCUCAUGUCGUUCAGCUCAUAUCCCCCCCAUUUCUGGGAAGGACAGUCCUCACUGCAGGACCUGCCAAAUUUGGAAUGGACCUCACCAAACAGGAGCAUGGGGUGAAGGGCAGCAUAGUGAAAGCUUCCCCCUACACUGCAUGUGGACCAAUAGAUAAUGCAGUGGACCUAGAAGGCAAUAUCGCUGUGGCACUGAGAGGUGACUGCAUGUUUGCUGCAAAGGCUCGUUGGCUACAGAAGGCAGGAGCUGUAGGAGUAAUUUUUAUAGACCACCGUGAAGGAAGCAACAGUGAGGAAACUCCCCUCUUCCAGAUGGUUGGAGAUGGCGACUCUACCGAAGACAUCACCCUGCCUUUAGUCUUCCUGUUCAGCCGUGAGGGUGCCGUGCUCACAGCUGCCCUGGAGAAACAUCACAACGUGGAUGUGCUGCUGCUGCCCAAAGAGAGGCAGCUCGGGCAUGAUAAAAUGGAGAAACCAAUCAGUAUGAACAUAAAACUCCGCCUGGCAGAGGAGGGGGAGAUGGAGGGAGAAGCAGCUGACGGGCCCACCCUGGAGUUCGUCUUGGAGAAUGAUGAGGUGAUUCUUAAGGAAGUAGGAGAAGAAGAAAUCAGAGGAGAACAGCAGUCAGAACAGCAGCAGUCGUGCACAAAGGAGAGCCACUGGACUGAACCCUGUACGACAGAUUCCUCUCAAAUCCCAGACUCUUAACAUUGGGCCAAACAGAAAUCCAUGAGCUGUGCUGAUCCCGAACUUUGCUACCACUGGCCUCUUGUCAGUUUCUGAAUGGAAUGUGCCUCAGAGCCCUUCACUGCCCUACAGCACAGAGAGCCCUCACUGACACAGCUGGCGUAUUUAUAACUGAUGGAGGUUCAAGCAGGCUGACAACACCUCUUACAUCCUGUCUUGAUGGCUCUAUAUUUACUAGAAGCACAGAUUCUGUUCCGUUAGAGGAAACGGUGGCUGGGGACUGGCUUAUGAUUUUAUGAGACUAAACUUAGUAAUACAAGGCCAAAAAAAGGACACGUUGAUGCUGCCUAAACCUAAACAGAGCCUGUCGUUUUGUUCCUGAGCCACAUACAAAAAACACCCAGGGGAAAACAUAGAUAAGGUUUAUGGUUUGUAUGCAAUGCAGUGCAUUUUUAAUGUAGAUUGCACCUUUUCACUUUAACAAGUACUGUUUAAACAUUCAGUAAAAUAGAAUAUUACCCGGCCAGUAGUUGGUGUUAACUACCAGAACUUCUCAGUAAUAUAAUGUUAGUGAUUGAAGAAGAGGAUGUUGGGCUAAUUUGAAAACUUUAUUUUGUUUCUUACUGGGAAUCAACUUCAGGGAAUUUUAAGAGUGAAUGCAGUUUGCAUUGAAGAAAUGUGUGGUCUGCUUUUUGCUAUUAUGUGAGCAAGUGUGUGUGUGUGUGUGUGGGUGUGUGUGUGUGUGGGUGUGUAAUAACUAUGAAACCCUUGAAGGCAUCUCAGAAACCCUCCCAUCUUUAAAAAGUCAUCCUGCAAGAAAAUCUAGUACGUCUGACCAUCAUGAAUCUUUUAAAGUUCAUUUUUGUAACCUAAAAAUAGCCAUGUGCUUCUGUUGUGAUCACUCACAUUUUCUUAAAAACACUGAUAACAUGAUCAAAGCUGAUUUGAUGAUGAUAUGAUGAUUGUGGCAGACUGUGGGGGGGGGGUCAGCCUAUCAUCAGAUUUGUUUGUGGCUAUUGCAAUAACUCAUUAGGUCAUUUUUCAUUACAUUUUCACUGUGUAAUGAUUCAUUCUCAGCAACUUCCUUUAAAUACAAAAUUUGUUGCAUGGCUACUUUCAGAACACACCAAAUUGUCAUAUUUAGUAACGAGCAGAUUUGUUGAAUUACAGCAGUGUUGUUGCAUCAUCUCAUGACUGAACUCUUUACUGGGAACUUUACGCAUUGUGCAUAGAGACUUGUCGUCUUGUUGGUCAUUACUUAAAUUUACCAAGUGUUGUGCUGGCUCGCACACACUCCUCACGGACUCAUCUGUUUUACAGGCAUCUGUUUUACAAGCAUUACUUUUAUGUGUUAGAACUUUGCACAGAAAUUUACAACACUGCAUAAGUGUUUCAUCCGUUAUUUCACCCUCACUAAUAAUAGUUCAGUAGUUUGCUUGAUUUGUAACUUUUGUGAAAUUAUGAGGUCAUUUGUUGCUUAUCUGACUGUAAAGUGGACCUUUUCCUGAUGCUGCUAAGCUAAUUUAAGGUCUUAAACUGUCAUCAAAUCAUUCUCAUAUUUUUUUUUUUUGUUUUGUUUUGUUUUAUUUAGUCUUUGUAUAAGGCUGUGCCAACCCGUUUACCUCAGGACUGUGUAUGUAAAUGUUCAUGCCGAUAAAAGGAGCAUACACAAAAAAAUGGAUCAUUCUUCCUUUAAUUGAUUUUCAUGCUUUUUAAUAAUAUUUUUCUGCUGUUCUUUGAGGCUUUUAUUGGGCUAUGGCUGAAACUCAUACAGUGCCAAAAGUGAGAUUCUCUGGAUCCACUUUCUGGGACAUGAACUGAGACACAUUUGUCAAUAAAUUGAAAAUUAUAAUAAUAAUUUUUUUAUUACUCUGUAUUUCUUUUUUAUUAGUGGCAGCUAUGGCUUCUUAGAAUCCCUUUUUAAUCAGUGAUAUCUGUGAGGGCAUAGUUUAAAGGAAGUGGUUGCCGUUUGCCUGUAGCUGGUUCUUGCAGUUAAUCAUCCUGAGUAAUCUUUAUGAUACGUUAUUUCUUACUUCAUGAUGACAUUUUUAUCUAGUUAAUGCCUUGUAUUUGUUUUCUCUUUUAAGUAGUUGAAAGCAAUAAAAUGUGUGUACAAAUGUACACAGCUGCAAAUACAA
This is a messenger RNA of Archocentrus centrarchus (flier cichlid), 5413 nucleotides long. Its product is annotated as ER degradation-enhancing alpha-mannosidase-like protein 3. Lineage: Eukaryota; Metazoa; Chordata; Actinopteri; Cichliformes; Cichlidae. Gene Ontology annotation, biological process: carbohydrate metabolic process; endoplasmic reticulum mannose trimming; mannose trimming involved in glycoprotein ERAD pathway. The coding region runs from base 699 to 3296 and encodes 865 amino acids. Gene Ontology annotation, cellular component: membrane; endoplasmic reticulum. The transcript has 20 exons. Gene Ontology annotation, molecular function: calcium ion binding; mannosyl-oligosaccharide 1,2-alpha-mannosidase activity. The record is from RefSeq and is a predicted model, not a curated record.